CUAACUGAAACUUGCGGCUUUCAGUAGAUUCUGACUGAUUCUUUAUUGCCAUGAACUAUUUCUUUUGCUAUUAAUGAAGUUGUCUUGACAUGAGAUGAAGGUCUAAUAACUGGUAUGACAGACCAUCAUUGCUUAAUCAGUUAAUUAAUGGAUGUUCUUUCGCCAUGAUUGAAUCUCCCGCUGCGAUGCAUGUGUAGGCGGACGGGUGUUUGCUUGUAAGUCCGCGGUGUGUACCUCGAUUCUCAACAUGCAAGUUACAGAUAUUGGAUCUAGAGAAGAAGGGAAAAUAUGGCACCGAAAAUUAGUAACAUCAAAAUUUGGCGCUUUAGUCACUCUGAUUCGAAGCGCGUCUGCUCGUCAAACCAAGACGGUUCGAUUGCUGCAUGUGGCUUUUGACACUACAGGGGAGUCGUUUAUUGCUGGUGACCAUCAUGGCCAUAUCUAUGUGUUUGACAUUAGCAGGAACAGAUUUAAGUUGGUCCAGAAAACAGGACAAGCAUGUACUGCCUUAGCCUUCAACUUGAGAAGAACGACUGAGUUCCUGGUUGCUCUUGCUGAUUAUUCCAUUAAAUGCUUCGACAAGGACACCAGACAGUUGGUGAGUUGGAUGCGGGGUCAUGAGGGUGCUGUUUCUUCCCUGUCUGUCCACAGCUCAGGCUGUUAUGCCAUCAGCACUUCAUCAGACACAGCUCAGCUCUGGGACAUUGACACCUUCCAGAGAAAGAGGAAGCUCAAUAUUCGGCAAUCAGUUGGCAUACAAAAGGUGUUUUUUCUCCCACACAGUAACACUAUUCUCAGUUGCUUUAGUGAUGACUCAAUUUUUGCUUGGGAGAGCGACACUCUUUUUUGCAAGUAUCAGCUGCCUGUUUCACAAGAUGGGCCCAGAAUACACUACAGGACAUUUGCUGUUACUCAAGAUGGAAAAACACUUGCUGCAGCUGGACGCUCCAAUUUAGUCCACCUGUGGUGCCUGGAGAGCCAACAGCUGUUGAGAGUUAUCCAAAUGCCUCCAAAAGUCAGGACAGUAAGAUACCUGGAUUUCCUCCCAGAUAGUUUUGAUGGUGGAUCCAACCAGACUCUGGGUGUUUUGAGCCAAGAAGGCAUCAUGCGCUUCAUUAAUAUUCAGACAUGCAAGCAGAUCUUUGAAAUAGGGUCUCAUGAGGAUGCCAUCACCUCGGCAAGCAUUAGUCCUAAGGGCCAUCAUAUUGUUGCUGUAAUGGACAGUGGUGCGCUUAAAAUCUAUGAAGUACGAAGUCUUACACCAGAAAUCAGUCAGCCUCCUCAGCCUUUGUUGAAAAAGGUCACAAAAGGCAACAGCAAUGAGGGGUUCUGUUUGAAAGUGAAGGUGCAAACGGGAACAGGUCAGCAUCCGGUCAAAACAUCAGGACGCAGAAUCCAAACCAAAGUUCUCCCACGGCCCACUGCUUCUACACUGGAUAACAAAGAGAUUGAUUUGCCCAAUGGCCUGAACAGGAAAAGACUACAAGCAUUACUGAGAGCAUUUGGGGAAUUCCCAGCCAAAUACAGGAUGUUUAUUUGGCGAUCUCUAUUGCAUCUGCCUGAGAACCAUGCAGCUUUCAGCAGUCUGACUGACAAAGGCUUGCACUCUGCAUACAUGUGCCUUCAGGAACGGUACCCCAUCAAAAGCCACAAACUGCAGAGAGGCCUACAGAGAGUGCUUUCUGCCCUUGCUCACUGGGCAGCCAUCUUUGGUGAGACAGAUUAUCUCCCUCUACUGGCCUUUCCAUUUGUCAAACUGUUCCAGAACAAUCCACUGAUCUGCUUUGAAGUAGUGGCCACAGUCAUUGUGAACUGGUGCCAGCACUGGUUUGAGUACUUUCCGAACCCUCCACUUAAUGUGCUGAACCUGGCUGAGAAUGUGCUGGCCCAUCAUGAUAGAGAGCUGCUUCAGCAUUUUGUUGCCUGUGGUGUUACCUCACAGCUGUAUGCAUGGCCCCUUUUUGAAACUCUGUUCUCUGAGGUGCUGAUCAGAGAAGAGUGGCUGAAACUAUUUGACAACGUUUUCUCGAAUCAUCCCUCGUUCCUUCUUAUGGCUGUGGUGGCCUAUGUUACCUGCUGCAGAGCACCACUGCUGCUUUGUACUGACAAGAAGGACUUUGAGUACUUUUUCCAUCAUCGGAACAGCUUGGACAUUGGCGCCAUGCUGAAAGAAGCCUAUCGGCUGAUGGAAAACACCCCUGCUGACAUCCACCCCAGCUCCAUGCUGAGUGACUUUGAACCUCUUACACAGGGACAGUACCCCAUAUUUAACAAAUACCCCACCUUCAUAGUGGAGUACCAGUCCCAAGAACGUGAGAGGAUCCGUCAUCAGGAAGUGGAAUAUCUAAGAGAGAGACAGGAGGUUCAGGAGCUGCAUGCUGAGGCAGUCAGACAGCAGGCUGAGUUUGAGGCCUGGUACAAACAGCAGGAGCUGCUUGUGCAAGGAGAGGAGCAACGUAGAAGGAUCCUACAGGAAGAGGAGAAUAAACUUGCACAACAGAGAGCUAGAUUGGCAGCUAUGAAGCGUGAGCUAAAGGUGAAGGAACUCAGUCUGAUUGACUCUGCCAGAAGACGUUUUCUAAAGCACCAACAGGAUCAGCGUAGAAUCCAGCUCCAGAGACUUGAUGAUGAGAUUCAGAGAAAGAUGGCGCUGCGAGAUCAGGAGACGGCGACAGCUGUUCGUGAUAUAGAAGUAAGACAGAUGGAGCUGGAUGCACAGCGACACCUUUUUGAACAGCAACUGGCCAAGGAGCAGGAGCAAGUGAGUCAGGAGGUGAAAGCGGAGGUGGAAACACGGAGACGCAGGGCUGAGAUGGAAGAUUCUACCCUCCACAACCUCAUUGAAACAGAUGCCGAUCUCAGCCAGAAAAACAAGAGGAUACUGGAAGAGUCUCUGGCAGAGGUGGGGCAGAUGGAAGUGGAUGCUGAUUGGCAGGCCGAGGUGAUCAAGCGAUUGGAGAAAACAAAGGAGAGGCAGGAAAAGCAAAGAGAUCAACUGGUAAACCUUAGUAAGCAAACACGUGCUAAGGAAGAAGAAAUAGUCCAGCUAAUGGUUGAAGUGGAGGGAAAACAGUGGGAUGAUGUGGUAGCUAAACAAACUGAACUGGAGGAGGAAAGACAGGCAGCUGUAAACGCCCAGUGGAGGUCACUUAUCUCUCAGGAAACAGAAGAGACUAAGCAACAUCAAGGCAAGCUGCAAAAGAGUCUGGAGGAUUCACUAAAUCAUCAGAAGGAAAAGAGGCUCCGAUCUUCCUGCUCGUCUAGAGGGCUGCUGCACAAGCCCCAGAUUAAGACCACCAACAUAUCCUUGAACAAUCAGUCCCCCUCAGAUAAUUCAUCUUACUUUUCUUUAGAUCGUGGCCGAGGGGAGCUUGACUGUAAGGAAAGGGAGUUGAUGGAGGAAAUCAGGGAACUGAGGACAAAAUUAGCUACCAGGGCCAGAGUUACUGACUUCACCUCACCUUCAGCCAUCUCUUCUAUACACUCUCACUGACUACUGACCAUCACCACCAAGACAAGUGCCAGAGUGGGUGAAACCAGGCACACAUUUGAUAGAAUGUUUUUAGAUGGUAUGAGAAGCUCAUUUUGUUGUGAAUUAUUUGCUUUACAAUGACAUGAAUCCUUUUUCCUAUAGUUUUUUUUUUUUUUUUUCAGUGUACAAUGUUUUUUUUUUUUUUAAUAAAGUCUAUGAUGGAAUUAUUAUUUUAUGUGAAAUAAAAUUCAUUUUCUUCAUGAGUGACAAAUGUCACUUGAUUUCAUGAUUGUUGUUAUAGCAAAUGUAAAUUGUAUUUUGUGUUUUUGCUUUUUCAUGUUUUGUAUUUUAAAGUGAAGAAUAUGAUUUGAUUUGAAAAUGUGCCUUAUUUUAAAAUGAACGUUUGAUUAA
Molecule: messenger RNA, 3883 nt
Organism: Myxocyprinus asiaticus (Chinese sucker)
Lineage: Eukaryota; Metazoa; Chordata; Actinopteri; Cypriniformes; Catostomidae
Gene: tbc1d31
Product: TBC1 domain family, member 31
Exons: 22
Coding region: 248-3493 (1081 amino acids)
Cellular component (GO): centrosome
Molecular function (GO): protein binding
Source: RefSeq, a predicted model, not a curated record